Molecule: messenger RNA, 1866 nt
Organism: Branchiostoma belcheri (Belcher's lancelet)
Lineage: Eukaryota; Metazoa; Chordata; Leptocardii; Amphioxiformes; Branchiostomatidae
Exons: 7
Coding region: 263-1210 (315 amino acids)
Source: RefSeq, a predicted model, not a curated record
GGGUUCGGUAUUUGUCCACACAGCAUAUGAAAUCUUCAUCUUUUUGGGGACAUAUGACGUCGAUCACAAAAGUCGUUUGUGACUUUCUGGAUCUUAUUCCUGGGACGGUAUCAUCAAUGAUGUGACAGAAGUUGUUUGGUAACUUUUAGGGCCCGGGGUGUUUCUUUCAAGACAAAAGUGUUCUUCAUCACGCGCUGAUGAUACACGGUCUACAAUUUCUGAUAUUUGUUGCCGUCGGACAAAUUGAGUCACAUCACCAAGCAUGACGCAGGCGCUCCCAGAAUUCCUGAAAACGGUGAUGAUCCCGGAAGAUGACCUGGAGUUUGGGAAGGAGAUCACGGUGACCCACACUGAAGUAGUUCCGGUGUCAGCGGAUGUCUACUGGUCCGGGUUCGAUGACUACUUCUAUCUGCAGGAGAAUGUGGGCAUGCAUAAGAACAUGACAACUGUCAAGGGAGAUGGAGGGGUGGGGACCGUGAUCGAGUUUGACUUCUUAGGCGGAAAGACCCAAGAGGAGCUUGUCCAGAAGGACGAGGACACCAAGACUUGGGCCAUCGCCAUGCUGGGUAGCAACCCUCUCUUCACCACCUACUUAGCUACUGUAAAGGUGAACGACGACACAAGUGAGACUGCAAAAGUGACGAUGAGCAUCACGGGUAUUGUUGCCCUUCAGGACUUCGACAAGAGGAGGGCUCAUAUUGCCUUUACAAAGUACAUGCUGCGCAACCGCAUCAACGAGGUCCUCUGCCUCAUCGCUGACAAGGAUAACCAUGUGCUGAAGUUUGAGAUUGAAGUCGACUGUCCCAUGAAGAAGCUGUGGGAUGCCGUGAAUGACUGGGCCGGGCACGCCUGGGUCAUGAACGCCACCGGGGUAGAAGUCGUCGCUGACCAGCAGAACUACGACCUGCGGAGGAAGGUGUUCUUCGGCCCGAGGUUCAUGGAGGAACGUCUGGUCCUGGGGACUGAAAAUCCCAACAGUCUGGAGUACGAGUAUGGGAGGAAUGACAACAUGGGUGUUCUGCACUAUCGCGGCAAGGUGGAAGUACAGAAGAUAAGUGACAAGAAGACGAAGGCCAACUACACCGCGACCUUCCUCCCGCAGCCAGGAAAGGACCCAAAACCCGGCAUCAAGGCAAACAUGGAUACUCGUCUGGGGUGGAUCAAGGAGACAUUUGCGGAGACCGGUACCUGGUGGUGCCGUGUGCUUUGAGGCAGUGGAGGCAAAAUGGCGAGCAACAGUAGUGAAUACAAUGUAUGGCAAAGUGGUAAACAACGAGUCUGAUAUCUACAUAAUUCUAAUUACCGUCAACGGGGUCUAUAUAGAGAAGUAAGGGUGUUAUAAUCUAAGUACUGUACUAGUAAAUAUUGAGCACAUAAAAAUUUGUGUCUCUUCUGGAAAUCGGCAUAACAAAAUCGUCUUGGGUAUAAUCACAAUAGUUUUAAAACUGAUUGAAGCCAUUAAUAUUUGUAUUUCUUUCUUUAUGUGGAUGAAGCAGGUUUAUUAAUAAGAAGAGAAAUUUCUUUUUUAAAUAUUUCUUUCCACGUAGGACAACGUCUUUCAGUGACUGUUAUCAUGACAACAACUUUUAUCUAUUAUAAAACAAUGGGAACUUAUUCUACAUUUGGUAAUGUUACUAAGCAAUAAAACAUUAUUAUGUUUACCUUUGCAGAAGGGAAAUGUUGUUUUUGCUAUAGUAGAAUGGUUUAUUAUUACAAGAACAAGAAAAUGUACACACAAGCCUCCUGACUGCUAUGAUGGCUGAAUUGCGAGGCCUAUUCUGACAUCAUGUUACGACAAACUAUAUAACGUUACAUGCUGUUUUUCCUCUUCUUCAUCUUCUUUUUUAUCUUCUUCUCCAAACACAU